Messenger RNA from Trypanosoma brucei brucei TREU927, 624 nucleotides. RefSeq lists its product as hypothetical. The record is from RefSeq and is a predicted model, not a curated record. The transcript has a single exon. Bases 1 to 624 code for a protein of 207 amino acids. NCBI's taxonomy places the organism in Eukaryota, Euglenozoa, Kinetoplastea, Trypanosomatida, Trypanosomatidae.
AUGGACCAAUUCACAAAACCACUGGAAGGUAUUUUCCGCGAUGGCAUUCCGGCCCCCGUCCUCCGAGCAUUUGCACCCCUGUACCAGGCACUACCAUCACUCCAGGACGCUGUCAGUGCCAGCCGUGACUGCUACUACUGGCGUGCAAACCCACUGAAAUGUGUGGAAGAAGACGUGCAAACGGUCACAUCUUUCAUGCAAGCAAGUGAAGCAUCCUUCCGCCUCUGCCCGCAGCAGAGUGCUACGUUGUUGAAAUGCCACAUGACGGAGCCGGCACGGGCACUUUUUUUUUGUCGUGAUGAAGAGUGGGAGUGGCGCACGUGCCUCAUGGACCAGACGGGGAUUCGUUUCUGGCCCUAUGCGAAUGCGCCAAUCGGUGCGCCCUGGAGUAACGGUGGGCAGACGGAGGAUUUCCACCUGGAGGAUCGAUUCUUCUACGAAAACUUUUCCUGGUGGCGGCGGAAGGCUGCGAUGCUGGCGGUGCGCCGCCGCGAACUCGAGGUACAGACUCAAAGGAAGCACUGGCUGGAUGAACAGUGCCAGAAAGAUACGGAAGGGAAGCUGUCGUUGGUGCCGCCGAAGCCAACACUCGCACCCGUAGGGAUAAGCACAAAUGUCAACUAA